ACUCGCAAGUAAGGUUUUGACUGGCGCUCUCCACCACGCGCAAGGGUUUAACUCUCCGUCCUCUGUCGCUAUCUCUGUGCCAAGGUUCCGUUACAAAUGGACAAAUCUUGGAUUUCCAAGCUACAAAAUACAAAUGAUUUCAAAAUUAGUUUGAGUAGAAUGUUAGAUUUUUCUGUUAAGAAUAGUGUUGUUGGAUUCAUAAAAACAGGCGAUGUUUUGUGUCCUGAUUUGAUCAGUGACCUUCCUGAAUGCAUUAUAGAAAGCAUUCUGAUAAAACUUCCUAUAAGAGAUGCUUUGAGAACAAGUAUUUUGUCAAGCAAGUGGAAGCACAAAUGGUCUUCCAUUACUCAUCUUGUUUUUGAUGAAAAAAGUGUCCCUAUCUGUUACGAUCAACAAGCUCUUCAGGAAAGUGUUGUCAAGUUUAUCUCCAGGGUGUUAUUUCUUCACCAAGGGCCAGUUCAUAAGUUCGAAAUUACGCAUUUUUUCUUGCAGAGCUGCCCUGAAAUAGAUCAGUGGAUUCUUUUCCUUUCGAGGAAAGAUAUUCAAGAUUUGACUCUUGAAUUAGGAAAUGAUGAAUAUUUUAGAAUGCCUUCCUGCCUUUUCACUUGUCAGAAAUUGACAAGAUUGAACCUCUCGUGCUGUGAGUUGGAUCUUCCUCAUAGUUUUAAGGGAUUUCCGUGUUUAAACAGCCUCAGUUUUAAUCGUGUUUUCACACCCCCUGAAGCGAUUGAGAGACUCAUUUCAAGUUGCCCUCGGUUGGAGAAAUUUUCACUUAUAUGGUGUGAUAGUCUAGCUCUUACUAUCCGUGCUCCGCAGCUCAAGUACCUGUUUCUCAAAGGUGAAUUCAAGGACCUUUGUCUAGUAGAUACGCCACUUUUGGUUGAAUUAUCUGUUUCUAUGUAUAUGACUCAUGACCUUGCCGAGCAUGUCAAACUAAGUUCAAAUUGCAAUUUUGUUAAGUUUCUUGGCAGUGUGCCUAAUCUUGAGAGAUUUGAUAGCUUUAUGGACUUCACAAAGUAUUUGAGCAUAGGUAAUCAUGAUCUAAGACAUCUUGCAAUAAUGUUUAACAAUUUGGAGAGGAUUCAAAUGGCUCCAGUAAAUUUUUUGGAUAUGAAAGAGAGACGCACAGUCCUUCGCUUGAUUACAAGCUCUCCCAACCUAAAGAAGCUUGGCAUUUCAGGUUCAUCAGACAUAGCAGCUUCCACAUCCACAGAAGAUUUGGAUUUUUGGAAAAAUGAAUGCCCCUCAGAUUCUGUACUUAGCAAACUUAAAUUUGUGGAUUUGGAAGACAUGAGUGGUGUGCUACAUGAGAUUGAAUUUAUCAAAUUUUUGCUUGGCUGUUCACCUGUCCUCGAGACAAUGAUUAUCAUUCCUAGUAUACUAGAUAAGGAAUGCCAAUUAAAGAUGUUGAUUGAAUUGAUGAAAUUUCCAAGAGCUUCUUCUAAAGCAGGAAUUAAUUUCAUCCGCAGCAACUAUCCAAUCAUUUUAUCUCCAAGUUCGAUCGAUUAGGGAGGAUACCUUCUACCGGUAUGCCAAAUUUCUUUCCACAGUCUAUUCAAUUGGAUACUAUGAGUCCUAGGCGGCUGCUUUGGCUUAUCAUUUUUCGAGCUUAUAGUGGAUAUGACUAAAAUAGAUGUGUUUGGUAAUAGGUUUUUCUCACGAGUUUACAGCAUUUUUUGAUAUGCUACUUUAAGUAGCGCUUCAGCUUUUAUAGCUUAUAAUUUUAUUUCUCAAUUUUACCU
Molecule: messenger RNA, 1742 nt
Organism: Trifolium pratense (red clover)
Lineage: Eukaryota; Viridiplantae; Streptophyta; Magnoliopsida; Fabales; Fabaceae
Product: F-box/FBD/LRR-repeat protein At1g13570-like
Exons: 4
Coding region: 97-1509 (470 amino acids)
Molecular function (GO): protein binding
Source: RefSeq, a predicted model, not a curated record